Molecule: messenger RNA, 1149 nt
Organism: Penicillium verrucosum
Lineage: Eukaryota; Fungi; Ascomycota; Eurotiomycetes; Eurotiales; Aspergillaceae
Product: ketoreductase
Exons: 2
Coding region: 1-1149 (382 amino acids)
Biological process (GO): fatty acid elongation
Cellular component (GO): endoplasmic reticulum
Molecular function (GO): ketoreductase activity
Source: RefSeq, a predicted model, not a curated record
AUGUUCGGGGGGAGUCUUGGCAUUGAUCUUCCCCAACAACCUUGGAAGCUUCGCAUCAGUUUGCUCAACUUUUUUUCCCCUUCUAUCAACUUCACAUUAUUCACGUUUUCUUUACUCAUUAUGGAUCUCUCGAAGCAUAUUGAGUGUCUAUCCAAAUGGCCAGCCCAUAUUACCCCUGGCUUACCUACUUAUGGAGCCUUGUUCCUCCUGGCGACUGGUGGGCUGGUCAUUGCCUGCAAGGUCUGGACGUUCGUGCGGGUGCUUCUCAGCCUGUUCGUGCUUCCAGCUUCGCUCGUUCGGCCCCCCGGUAGUUGGGCCGUGGUAACGGGCGCCUCAGACGGUCUGGGCAAAGAAUUCGCACUGCAAUUGGCCAAGUCGAAGUUCAACAUUGUGCUCGUAUCACGAACAGCCUCGAAGCUGGCAACCCUGUCAGAGGAUAUCAGCAAGCAGUUCCCGCAGGUGCAGACCAAGACACUCGCAAUGGAUUUUUCACGCAACGCCGAUGCCGACUACCAAGCGCUGGGUGAACUGGUCUCAGAUCUGGACGUGUCCGUGCUAGUCAACAACGUUGGCCUGAGCCACUCGAUCCCCGUUCCGUUUGCGCAGACCCCCGCCGCAGAGAUGGCUGACAUUGUGACCAUCAAUUGCACCGGCACGCUGCGCGUCACCCAGCUUGUCGUCCCGGGCAUGAUGCAGCGCCGCCGCGGUCUGAUUCUGACUAUGGGAUCCUUCGGUGGUCUCCUACCAACCCCGUUCCUCGCCACUUACUCCGGCAGCAAGGCAUUCCUUCAGCAUUGGUCUACUGCUCUAGGCGGCGAGUUGGCCCCUUACGGCAUUGAUGUGGAACUUGUCCAAGCCUACCUGAUUACAUCUGCCAUGUCCAAGAUCCGUCGUGCCUCGGCUUCUAUCCCUACCCCGCGGGCUUUCGUUCGCUCCGUUCUAUCGAAGAUUGGUCGCAGUGGUGGAUCGCCUACCUAUGCUUACAGCUCGUCGCCCUACUGGAGUCAUGGUAUCAUGGCCUGGUUCUUGACUUCUGUUUCUGGGACUAUGGGCAAGCUUGUUCUCGGGCAGAACAAGUCCAUGCACGAGAGCAUUCGGAAGCGCGCCCUUCGAAAGGCUGAGCGUGAGAAUGCUAAGAAGAGCACUUGA